Messenger RNA from Gossypium arboreum, 1494 nucleotides. Its product is annotated as serine/threonine-protein kinase WAG1-like. Gene Ontology annotation, cellular component: cytoplasm; nucleus; plasma membrane. Gene Ontology annotation, molecular function: ATP binding; protein serine/threonine kinase activity. The record is from RefSeq and is a predicted model, not a curated record. The coding region runs from base 98 to 1405 and encodes 435 amino acids. Lineage: Eukaryota; Viridiplantae; Streptophyta; Magnoliopsida; Malvales; Malvaceae. The transcript has a single exon. Gene Ontology annotation, biological process: protein phosphorylation.
CUAAUGGGUCAACCGAACACCCUUCCUCUCUCUUGUCUAUAUAUAUAGAAAUUUGCUGCUAAAUCCUUAGUCUUAAGAAGCUUUAAACUACAAAGCCAUGGUGGACGAAGAACCUUAUUUCCCUGACACUGAUACAGACUUAAGCUUCACUUCCGCCAUUACUGACUCUACCUUAAGCUCCAGCUCUCGUUCCAGUUCAGCCUCUUCUACCCUUUCCCUAUCCUUCAACGAACCCCACCUUUCUCCUCCCACCCUUCACCACCGCAAAUGGGAUCCCCGUUUUUCACCCAUUAAACUAGUCACAACCGACGACUGCAACCUCCAACUUCAUCACCUCAAGCUUAUCCGUCAUUUGGGUACCGGAAACCUCGCCAGAGUCUUCCUCUGUCAACUCAAAGACCACGAUGGCGCCGUCUUCGCUUUAAAGGUGAUCGACACAGACGCAUUAACCGCCGAGAAACUCUCUCACGUUCAAACGGAGGGUCAAAUCUUAUCCAUGGUGAACCACCCGUUUCUUCCGACGCUUUAUGCCCAUAUUCAAGCUUCUCACUAUACUUGCUUCCUCAUUGAUUUUUGUCCCAACGGUGACCUCUUUUCCCUUCUACGUAAACAGCCCGGAAACCGGUUUUCUUUGCCAGCAGUCCGGUUUUUCGCCGCAGAGGUGUUGGUUGCUUUUGAGUAUUUGCAUGCUUUGGGGAUCGUUUACAGGGAUCUUAAACCUGAAAACGUAUUGUUACGUGAAGAUGGGCAUAUCAUGUUGACGGAUUUCGAUUUGUGCUUCGUGGCUGACGUGGUUCCCGCUUUUAAAUUCGUUCGCCGGAAAAGUGGUAAGUCGAAUCGGAAUCGUUUCUCCGGUGGUUGUUUUGGUCCCGCCGCCGGUUUGAACGAGAAAGGAGAAGUUGUUCCCGUGGCUGAGCCGGUAACGGCUUUUUCACGGUCAUGCGUGGGGACUCACGAGUAUUUAGCGCCAGAGGUCGUCUCCGGUGACGGGCAUGGUAACGGCGUUGACUGGUGGGCAUUUGGGGUGUUUGUUUACGAGUUGUUAUACGGAACGACGCCGUUUAAAGGGGCUAGUAACGAAAUUACGCUUCGGAACAUAGCUUCGAGUAGCAGGCAAAUGAGAUUCGCCCACGCGGCGGGCGUGGAAGAAGCGGGAAUUUCGGAGGCAAGGGAUAUGAUUGAGAAAUUAUUGGUAAAAGAUCCAAGCAGGAGGCUAGGGUGCACCAAUGGUGCGCAGGACAUUAAACGGCACCCAUUUUUUGAUGGGAUAAAUUGGCCCUUGAUUAGACAGUACAAGCCGCCAGAGGUAGUGGGUGGGGCGGCGAGGGAAAGGGGGCACGUUGGCCGUGUGAAGCGGCGGCGUUGGUUUCGGAAAGGACUUAAUUGUAUGAUGAUGAGAAAUUGAAAUUAAAGCAUAGUAAUACUGAUAGAGUACAAUUUUAUUCAUAAUAAUUGUAUAACUAUAGAGGAAAUAAUACGGUUUUAAUUCAAGAA